Aedes aegypti (yellow fever mosquito) is the source of this 860-nucleotide messenger RNA. Its product is annotated as lysozyme 2. NCBI's taxonomy places the organism in Eukaryota, Metazoa, Arthropoda, Insecta, Diptera, Culicidae. The transcript is spliced from 2 exons. Gene Ontology annotation, molecular function: lysozyme activity. The record is from RefSeq and is a predicted model, not a curated record. Bases 246 to 743 code for a protein of 165 amino acids.
UUUGUUUCGACAUUUGUAACUACGAGCCUGUUCGAUUAAAAUUUUAAUUUUACACAAAUCGACACAGCCUAGCAUUGCAAACUAUUUAUAAAACACGUAUGUAGAGAAACAGAAUAGGUGACAAUGACUGAGAUGAUUGCAUCUUGAUAAGACUUAGCGUGAUGUUGUUUUAAUCAGAAUCAAUCGAAGAAAGCUCCUAGUUCAGUCUUAUUUCAGAUGCCUUGCAGUUGCGGUAAAAAUCUAAAAUGAAGCAUCUGAAAUUAUUAUUCCUGCUCAUCAGUUUCGCAUUAACGAUACAAGGAAUUUACCUUUCGAACCUUAACUCAACGUGCUUUCGAUGCCUGUGCGAAGCAUCCACCGGCUGCAGUAACCGGCUUCGCUGCGAUCAAGGGUACUGUGGACCGUUCUCGAUUUCGCGGGCCUAUUGGAUCGAUGCCGGCAAAGUGGUGAAAGCUCAGGACGAUCCGAACCGUUGGGGAUCGUAUGAAGAAUGUGCGAACAAUUAUGACUGUGCCACCGACAUCAUUACGCAAUAUAUGGAAAAAUACGGGAAAGAUUGCAACAACGACGGAUUGGUGGAUUGUGUCGAUUAUGCGAUGUUGCACAUAAAUGGAGGGCCAACAUGCCAUUUACCGCUGAAUUUGGAGUUUAGUCGAAAGUUCAACAAUUGCUUGCUGCAGAAUCGACGGUUGCGGGUUGCAAACGGAGCAAGGAGUGGUGGGCGCAUGUUGCGUUGGAAGUAGUCUAUUGAAGUGAACUGCUGUAUUAGAACUAAUUUGAAUUAUGACGAAGAUUUGUUAUGCGCCUUAAAGGUCACAUAUAGAGCCAAAUAAAUCUUUGGCAAUCAUCCAUCGAAUGAA